GAUAUCGACUAAUCUCACUCAGGUCAUGGUCGCGCAACGGGACUGGGUUAUUUUCCCUUUAAAUAACUUGGGAGAAUUCCUCGCCCUCCCUCCGUUUACUCCGGAGCGAACCUCGUUUGUAUUUCAGAAAGCAGGCGCAUCUCAAUGGUCCAAGCACGGGGAGGAAGACCUGCGAUUAUUACAUCCCGGGCUAGCGUCCGGGCAGAGUGAGGGUGGGAGCAAGCGAACGAGCGCGAGAGAGAGAGAGAGAGAGAGAGAGGGACGAGGAUGACGGACCUGGACGCCACCAGCGGAGGGGAGCCGCACCCCCAGUACAUGAUCUUCCUCCUGGUCUUCUUCUUCUUCCUCACCGGCCUGCUGGGCUUCCUCAUCUGCCACAUGCUGAAGAAGAAGGGAUACCGCUGUCGCACCGGAGACCUGGAAGAGGAGGAAGAGUGCAAGGACAAGCUGGCGCCAGAUGACGGACCAGAGGAAAAUCAGGACACCGUGGAGCAAAUUUUGAAGUGCAUUAUCGAGAAUGAAGCAAAUAUGGAGGCCUUCAAGGAGAUGCUGGGGAACCAGAAUCCAUGUGAGCAUAACGUUGCAAGCAGGCUGCCACGCAAGGAGAGCCUCGGGGGGUUGCCCCCGCACCACCACACCGUCCACUCCGGCGCCGACCGAAACUCCUGCCACCUCUGCACCCAGAACCGCUCCAAGAAGGCUCGGCGCCGGAACCGCGUUCCCCGCAGCAAGGUCCGGCCCGGGGAGCAGACCGUGUUCUCCGUGGGCAGGUUCCGUGUCACCCACAUGGAGAAGAAGAACAGCCUCCAGGGCUCGCCCAACCUGCAGGCCAAGGAGUCCGUCGACCACUCUGACAACACCGAGCCCCUGGACGACCAGGAGGACCCGGCGAAGUCGCAGGAGGGGUACAACCUGCGCAACAUGUUCACGCAGGUCAGCCCCACCAACGGCGUGGUCGCCGUGGAGACCAAGCGGAAAAAGAGCGUCACCCUGUUCCCGCCCUGGAAGAGCAGCGAGCCGGCGGCGGCGGCGGCGAAGAAGCCCCAGGAAACGGCGGCGGCGGUGGCGGCCGUGAUGGAAGUGGUCAUCGACGACGACGACGACGACAACGGCGACUGUCCCGACUCCACCGAGCAGCCGGAGAGCCCCGCCCCGCCGCCGGAAGAGGGCACGGACACCGACGUGCCGACCGACUCGGAGAUGGCGGGGGACAAGGUCGCGGCGAACGGGGGGGACAAGGUCGCGGCGAACGGGGGGGACAAGGCCGGAGCGAGCGCGGGGGCGCAGGCCGCAGAGGACGCGGGGGCGGGGGACAAGCCCGCCCCGGCGCGGAUGCGGCAGUUCUCGGUGGUGCGGACGGGGCAGAGGGCGGAGGAGGCGGCCAUGCCCGGCGAGUUCGGCAGGGACGACAUGGUGGAGAUGGAGGACAUUAAGGACUGCAGGGUGAGCGUGGGGGAGGACAGCCGGCACUCGUGGGAGGAGAAGAGGAGGUCUGUGCACACCCAGCACAAGUGGUGAGAGAGCUGGGGCGUCGGGGAGGGGGGAGGGGGGGGGGGCGCCAGCAAGGUGGAGCCCAGUCCCCGUGCCACAAGGCAGGGGGGGUGGGGGGGCAGCAAUACGGCUGGACCCGAGCCACGCCAAAAACUACGCCCCCGGUCACUCACCGGGCCCCUGACCGGCACGACCCACGUGCCACGGGCAGUAUUGAGAGCGGGGGGGGGGGCCUCCAGCCGAGGGGCGGCCCAAUUAGCAUCAUCAGUCAGCGCCGCGCUGUAGCUCAACGUAUGGGGCCGACGCGCGCAGAACUUGUCAAACAAAACAAAAAUAAUAAAAAAUACAGCUACUAUCAUAAUCCCCUUCGCUGGCCCUUCGCUGGAGAGCAGAAAAGCAGUGGGUGAGAGACACUCACCGCGCUCACCUGACUGCAUCGGCUGACAGUGAAGAAGAAACGUCAGCCAGCACCGGACGCUGUGUCCUCUGUGCAGUGUACCCUGCGGCUUGACCGCUUUCCAAAACUGAACUCACGGAGUCGCAGCCACAGGCUUCCCUUGGAGGAGCUCCAGGCUUCCGUCUCUCAGCCUGUCUGUUUUAAAUCCUCCACUCUUCCCUGCACUUUCCGCCCUGGCCGUCACAGAACGGGCGAGGCAAUAACCAGACGGAGGGAAGGAUUUGACGUCGUACAGGAAGAUAAAAGUAAACAGGUUUAACUGAAGGGAAAUGGUAAAAUCUCACGUUUGCUAUGUGACGGAGGGUCGCAUUUCAGGUGUCUGCAGCCCUGGUUCUGGAGAGCCACAGGCUCUGCUGGUUUUCAUUGCUGCUCUCCUUCGCACUUAGAAUUGAUCGAUUUAUCAGUUAAUCAGCAGCUAAUGGCAGUUAACUCACGUCGCCUGGUCACUUGGGUCUGAAGUGGGUGCUGAUUUUGAGGUGAAAACAGGACCAGGUGGGUCCCCAGGACCAGGGCUGCAGACCCCUGCCUUAUAUUAUAAUCAGACAGACAACAAUAUCUUUUUUUAAUUUAAAUUAUUUAAUGUUGAAUUGAACAUUAAAGUACAUGCCAGUUCAGGUACACUCCCCAUGUUUUCACACCGCCCCCCCCCCUACUGGGGCCCAUUACAGAAAGAAAACCAUCUGGGCAUUUCACCACAUAUUACAUCACAUGCAUUUCCUACCUCCCAUAAAAUCCCCACGUCCCCUUCCAUGAAAUGUUUUCAUACAGACAUUUUCAGUCAUACUCAGUGAAGCAGCCCAAAGAGAAUCUGGUACUGAUGUGACUCCAGGCGAUCUCUUAGGACGACGUAACCAAAAAGGAGUCCAGAGACAACUAUAUAAAUAUGAAUCAAUUUUUCUUUUUAAAUGACUGCUGUAAUAUUCUUACUGUAUCCGGGUAAAGUCACAGAAAUAACAAUAUUGAUAUAAUACUUGGGAAUCUCAAAAGCAGGAAAAGUCAAUAAGAACUGGCCUGUAUUUUCAACCCUCGAUUCCUUCACAAUAGGAAGAAAGUCACUUUCCUAUUCUCUCUCUCUCUCUCUCUGUCCCUCCCUCCCUCCUUCCUUUUAAACCCAGUACUUCAUACAUUCACUUAAGGUUACCCUGUGCCUUUCUCAGUCUAAAAAUACAUCUGUUACAUCUCUUCCACCAAAAAAAAAAAAACAAACAUGAUAAGAAAUAGUUAUCCUAGCCACCCGUUCAACCGGGGUCUGUCGCACCCUGCUGCUCCAAGUGUGUAUUACACCCAAACUGCUUCCUCUUACCCUGAGUAGGGGUGAUGUGAGACUUCUUUUUCCCUUAAACUGAAUAUGCACUAGUCUCUCUCUGACUGAUACACACCUGUUACUUACAUGUGAUACACACACACCUGAGCAAACAUAACUCCAUUAGCCCAUGUAGACAUUUCACUCGACUUCCAUACUCAUAAGAUACUGAAUACCAUUUUUUUUUGCUGUUUUUUCUUUUUUUAGUAGAUCAACAAGUCCAUCAGAGCUGUACAUACUAUAUUUUAUCGGUUUUAAUUUAACAUAGAAUUUUCUAAAUAUGCAUACUGGGAUUAUAUAAUUUUAUUCAUGAAAACUGAAAAAUGUUGAAAUGAAACUGCUGUUGUUCCAUUAUUAUAUGUGUUUCUGUUUGCUAUAGACUUCUUUCAUAAAUACAUACGGUAAUCUGUAAAUUUCAGGGGAGGAAACACAAACUGUGAUCCAUAGCUGAAUGUACAUGCUUAAUCAUAGAGGUGGCUGGGGUGGUCUACACCCACUAAAGGUGUAAAAAGAGAUUUUUAAAACGAAUAAUAUUAUACUACAGUAUACUAUAAUUCAUAAUGAGAAUAUCAUCAAAAUCACCUCUAAAAUGGAAAAUAUUAUUUAUUUUUUGAAAUAAUUUAUUCAAAGUUUAGUGGUACGAGAAGGUAACUGACACUUUGGCUACGUAUCUACUGGCUCGGCCACUAACUGUUCACCAGCAACGACAGUAGAAAAGGUGCACGGGAAGGUCACGUCUCCACAUCGAAGCACAUCCACACGCAGCCGCAGGACGCCUCGGACGCGAAGGGCACGAAACAGAAUGAGUGCGAAUCGAAAUAAGCACACCCACCGGUCACUGGCGCACGGCACUUUUCUGCUGGGGUCGGACGAGCAGUCGUCAUCUCCCAGAAUCACUCGCAGGAGACCACACCCCCCCCCCCACCCCCCCCUUCCCGCAGCAGUCUGCACCAGUCCACUGCGAUGACAAUACAGUUUCUCAAUCAUGUUUAAAUCCCUCACUUCCUCGUCUGUUGAUUGCAACUACUAUAUAUAAAUGUGUUCGUAAUAGUGGCCUUAAAUAAUCCAUAUACUGCAUGUGACAUUGACAGAAUCGAGCUGGAAUUAUUUGUAGAGAAUCAAAAAUAACAAGUGAAAAAAAAUGCAUAUAUCUGUGUUAUGAUUAUAUAUAAUACCUAUGUACCUUAGGUAACGAAUCAUGUUAGUCUCAAACUUGGAAAUAAAGCUGUGCAAUGGUAUUUGUUCUCAUGACUUUAAAAGGACACAAAAAUAAAAGAAAGCUAUGCAUUUUUACCA
This is a messenger RNA of Anguilla rostrata (American eel), 4547 nucleotides long. It is a transcript of the gene rell2, whose product is annotated as RELT like 2. The transcript has 7 exons. NCBI's taxonomy places the organism in Eukaryota, Metazoa, Chordata, Actinopteri, Anguilliformes, Anguillidae. The record is from RefSeq and is a predicted model, not a curated record. Bases 268 to 1518 code for a protein of 416 amino acids. Gene Ontology annotation, biological process: positive regulation of cell-substrate adhesion; positive regulation of p38MAPK cascade.